Molecule: messenger RNA, 606 nt
Organism: Morchella sextelata
Lineage: Eukaryota; Fungi; Ascomycota; Pezizomycetes; Pezizales; Morchellaceae
Exons: 1
Coding region: 1-606 (201 amino acids)
Source: RefSeq, a predicted model, not a curated record
AUGAGAAUAACCCCCGAGCGUAAAACGAGUGAGCACGCGCCGUCACCGCUAUCUACGCAAAUGGAUCCUCAAUCGCCCCGCGAAAACAUCACGCGCGCGGGGUCGAGAUAUUGGCCCCCUAAUAUGACCACUGCGUUUCGUGAGCCUUCCACUGAAGCUUGUAGUGUCAUUGACCUUGAAGCCGAGGAUGUUGUCGAUUCUGGAGCGCCCCUCCCUACCCCCGCGCCCCUCUCUACCCCCGCGCCCCAGACUCCCCGCUAUGGCCCUAGACCGCAGAGCCAGGGCUUCGAGGAUAGGCAUAAAGGGCUCUAUACAAGGCAAACCUCCAGCAGGGCGGUUUUCCCACCUAAGCUUGAAGUGAUAAAUGAGAAUGAGGCAGGCUCCUCCCCCACCGUCCCCGAUACCCCCCAGCACGAGGACGUCAAUACCGAUGCGCGGCGCCCCACCCGAGGCUCAGCAGAAAUAUCACAGAAGACGACAGAUGUCGGCAAUUGGGUGAAUGCAAUCCCCUCGGACGGAGAUGUAGAAGGGGGGGCAGAAAGUCUAGAAGGGGGGGCAGACAAUCUAGAAGGCGGGGCAGAAAAUCUGCCAAAGCAGGAUUCUUGA